Parus major (Great Tit) is the source of this 5750-nucleotide messenger RNA. RefSeq names its product myosin heavy chain, skeletal muscle, adult-like. The record is from RefSeq and is a predicted model, not a curated record. Lineage: Eukaryota; Metazoa; Chordata; Aves; Passeriformes; Paridae. Gene Ontology annotation, molecular function: actin filament binding; cytoskeletal motor activity; ATP binding. Gene Ontology annotation, cellular component: myosin complex. The transcript is spliced from 33 exons. The coding region runs from base 705 to 5603 and encodes 1632 amino acids.
CAUUUAUUUGAGACCUUAAUACAGCCUUGGAAAUUCCAGUUUCAAUGACUGAAUUUUAUUUUACCUAAAUCAGAACUUUGGGGCUGAAAUUAUUUAGGUAUUGUGGUACCUAAAUAUUUACAUUGUAGUAAAUGGUAAGAAAUGCAUAUAGCAAAUUAAUUAUGGCAGAAUAUUAAAAGGUCACAAAGCGUGCACUUCUUUAUUUUUGUUUUUCCAGUGGAGAACUUCAUUACCAAAUUUAUUAAUUACCCACUACCUUUCCAUUACCAAUAAACAGGAAAUGUCCCACAGAUUCAUUGUAUUCCAAGACUAUAGGUCAUCUACAAUACAGUUUUUCAGUAGUUUUAUUUCACUCUUCAUCCUUUAAACAAUUUCUUCUAUUUCCAUUCCUAAUAGUGUUAUCUUACUGAAACUUGUUCAACAAAUUCACUCUUGUCUUACAGGCACAGUAUUAUUAAAGCACCAAAUCCACAGUUCUGAAAAGGCCAUCAAUGAACAUUUGAAGACCUAGACCACAUCCAUGAAAGCCUCUUAUUUUGACAUAAAAUUAAGUUUCUAGUUAUCUCAUGUUAAAACACCUUCAGUAUGAAGAGACACCAAGGCACAGGAUAAAAUUUUCCCAAAUCCCACAGAAUAAAUAAUCAGGACCAUAUUUUUUUCCUCCUCAGAGUCAUCUGCUGACAUAUCCUCAGUACAGGGCAGACAUGGCCUCUGGAGAUGCUGAGAUGGCCGUUUUUGGGGAGGCCGCUCCUUACCUCCGAAAAUCGGAAAAGGAGAGAAUUGCAGCCCAAAACAAACCUUUUGAUGCCAAGUCAUCUGUCUUCGUGGUUCAUCCUAAGGAAUCCUUUGUGAAAGGGACAGUCACAAGCAGGGAAGCAGGAAAAGUCACUGUCAAGACUGAAGGGGGAGAGCCAACGUGCUGUGUCCCUUCCUCACAGACCUACUCGGGUCUCUUCUGCGUCACUGUCAACCCCUACAAGUGGCUGCCGGUGUACAACCCCGAGGUGGUGUUGGCCUACCGAGGCAAGAAGCGCCAGGAGGCCCCUCCACACAUCUUCUCCAUCUCUGACAACGCCUAUCAGUUCAUGCUGACUGAUCGGGAGAACCAGUCCAUCCUGAUCACCGGAGAAUCCGGUGCUGGGAAGACUGUGAACACAAAGCGUGUCAUCCAGUACUUUGCAACAAUUGCAGCCAGUGGAGAGAAGAAGAAGGAAGAGAAGUCAUCAGGCAAAAUGCAGGGGACGCUUGAGGAUCAAAUCAUCAGCGCCAACCCACUGCUGGAGGCCUUUGGAAACGCCAAGACCGUGAGGAACGACAAUUCCUCACGCUUUGGCAAAUUCAUCAGAAUCCACUUUGGGGCCACAGGCAAACUGGCUUCUGCUGACAUUGAAACUUAUCUGCUGGAGAAGUCCAGAGUCACUUUCCAGCUCAAGGCGGAAAGGAGCUACCACAUCUUUUAUCAGAUCAUGUCCAACAAGAAGCCAGAGCUAAUCGAAAUGCUCCUCAUCACCACCAACCCAUUUGACUACCCUUUUGUGAGUCAAGGUGAGAUCACUGUUCCCAGCAUUGAUGACAAGGAGGAGCUGAUGGCGACAGAUAGUGCCAUUGACAUCCUGGGCUUCACUGCUGAUGAAAAGACAGCCAUCUACAAGCUGACAGGGGCUGUCAUGCACUAUGGGAACCUGAAGUUCAAGCAGAAACCAAGAGAGGAGCAAGCCGAGCCUGAAGGCACAGAAGUUGCUGACAAGGCUGCCUACCUGAUGGGGCUGAACUCAGCUGACAUGCUCAAGGCCCUCUGCUACCCCCGUGUCAAGGUGGGGAAUGAGUACGUGACCAAGGGCCAAACAGCACAGCAGGUGCACAAUGCUGUAGGUGCUCUAGCAAAGGCACUCUAUGAGAGAAUGUUCCUGUGGAUGGUUGUUCGUAUCAAUGAACAGCUGGACACGAAGCAGCCCAGGCAGUACUUCAUUGGUGUCCUGGACAUUGCUGGCUUUGAGAUCUUUGAUAUCAAGCCCUUGCUGAAGAGUGCAGAGUCUGAGAAGGAAAUGGCCAACAUGAAACAAGAGUUUGAGAAAACCAAGGAAGAGCUUGCAAAGUCUGAGGCAAAGCGGAAGGAGCUGGAGGAGAAAAUGGUGAAACUUGUCCAGGAGAAAAACGACCUGCAGCUCCAAGUACAGGCUGAAGCAGAUGCUUUGGCUGAUGCUGAGGAAAGGUGUGACCAGCUCAUCAAAACAAAAAUACAGCUGGAAGCCAAAGUUAAGGAGGUGACUGAAAGGGCAGAGGAUGAAGAGGAAAUUAAUGCUGAGCUGACAGCCAAGAAGAGGAAACUGGAGGAUGAAUGUUCAGAGCUGAAGAAAGAUAUUGAUGACCUUGAGCUAACACUGGCCAAGGUGGAGAAGGAAAAACAUGCCACCGAAAACAAGGUGAAAAACCUGACUGAAGAGAUGGCAGGGUUGGAUGAGACUAUUGUGAAGCUGACAAAAGAGAAGAAAGCCCUCCAAGAGGCCCAUCAGCAGACCCUGGAUGACCUGCAGGCAGAGGAGGACAAAGUCAAUACUCUGACCAAAGCCAAGACCAAGCUGGAACAUUUCCCUUGUGAUUUCUCUCAGCCCAUGGGCAUCUUCUCCAUCCUGGAAGAGGAGUGCAUGUUCCCCAAGGCAACUGACACCUCUUUCAAGAACAAGCUCUAUGACCAGCACCUGGGCAAGUCCAGCAACUUCCAAAAGCCAAAACCUACCAAAGGCAAGGUUGAGGCCCACUUCUCCCUGGUGCACUACGCUGGAACAGUGGACUACAACAUCACUGGCUGGCUGGAGAAGAACAAGGACCCUCUGAAUGAAACUGUCAUUGGGCUGUACCAGAAAUCAUCUGUGAAGACCCUGGCUUUACUCUUUGCCAACUAUGGUGGAGCAGAUGCAGCCGAGGCGAGUGGUGGUGGUGGCAAGAAGGGAGGCAAGAAGAAGGGCUCUUCCUUCCAGACCGUCUCAGCUCUUUUUCGGGAGAAUUUAAACAAGCUGAUGACCAACCUGAGAAGCACCCACCCCCAUUUUGUACGGUGCAUCAUCCCAAAUGAAACUAAAACACCUGGUGCCAUGGAGCACGAGCUGGUGCUGCACCAGCUGCGCUGUAACGGCGUGCUGGAAGGGAUCAGGAUUUGCAGGAAAGGAUUUCCCAACAGAGUCCUGUAUGCAGAUUUUAAACAGAGAUACAAAGUAUUAAAUGCCAGUGCUAUCCCAGAGGGACAGUUCAUUGACAGCAAGAAGGCUUGUGAGAAACUCCUUGGAUCAAUUGAUAUAGACCAUACUCAAUACAAAUUUGGUCACACUAAGGUGUUCUUCAAAGCUGGGCUGGUGGGACUCCUGGAGGAGAUGAGGGAUGAGAAGCUGGCACAGCUCAUCACCCGCACUCAGGCCAGGUGCAGGGGCUUCCUGGCGAGGGUGGCAUACCAGAAAAUGGUGGAAAGAAGGGAGUCCAUCUUCUGCAUCCAGUACAAGGAGAUUUCCGACCUGACGGAGCAGAUUGCGGAGCAAGGAAAGGCAAUUCAUGAACUGGAGAAAGUGAAGAAGCAGAUUGAGCAGGAGAAAUCUGAAAUCCAGGCUGCUCUGGAGGAAGCUGAGGCCUCCCUGGAACAUGAGGAGGGGAAGAUCCUGCGCCUGCAGCUUGAGCUCAACCAAGUGAAGGCUGAGAUUGACAGGAAGGUAGCAGAGAAAGAUGAGGAGAUUGACCAGCUGAAGAGAAAUCAUCUGAGAAUUGUGGAGUCCUUGCAGAGCACUCUGGAUGCUGAGAUUAGGAGCAGAAAUGAAGCCCUGAGGCUGAAGAAGAAGAUGGAGGGAGACCUGAAUGAGAUGGAGAUUCAGCUGAGCCAUGCCAACCGUGUGGCUGCAGAGACACAGAAAAACCUGAGAAACACACAGGGAGUGCUGAAGGACACCCAGAUCCAUCUGGAUGAUGCUCUCAGGACACAGGAUGACCUGAAGGAGCAGGUGGCCAUGGUGGAGCGCAGAGCAAACCUGCUGCAGGCUGAAAUUGAGGAGCUCCGGGCAGCCCUGGAGCAGACAGAGAGGUCGAGGAAAGUGGCUGAGCAGGAGCUUCUGGAUGCCACUGAACGAGUGCAGCUCCUCCACACCCAGAACACCAGCCUGAUCAACACCAAGAAGAAGCUGGAAACGGACAUUGCCCAGAUCCAGAGUGAAAUGGAGGACACCAUCCAGGAAGCCCGCAAUGCUGAGGAGAAGGCCAAGAAGGCCAUCACAGAUGUCCCUCCUGUUCUGCAGGCCCGCAUUGAGGAGCUGGAGGAGGAAAUUGAGGCAGAGCGAACCUCUCGUGCUAAAGCAGAGAAGCAUCGGGCUGACCUGUCCAGGGAGCUGGAGGAGAUCAGCGAGCGGCUGGAGGAAGCAGGAGGGGCCACAGCAGCUCAGGUUGAUAUGAACAAGAAGCGUGAGGCAGAGUUCCAGAAGAUGCGGCGGGACCUGGAAGAGGCCACGCUGCAGCACGAAGCCACGGCUGCCGCCCUGCGCAAGAAGCACGCGGACAGCACCGCUGAGCUGGGGGAGCAGAUCGACAACCUGCAACGUGUGAAGCAGAAGCUGGAGAAGGAGAAGAGUGAGAUGAAGAUGGAAAUUGAUGACUUGGCCAGUAAUAUAGAAUCUGUGUCUAAAGCCAAGGCAAAUCUGGAGAAGAUGUGCCGCACACUGGAAGACCAGCUGAGUGAAUAUAAAACAAAGGAGGAGCAGAAUCAGCGCAUGAUCAGUGAUCUUAGUGCUCAAAGAGCUCGUCUGCAAACAGAAUCUGGUGAAUAUGGACGCCAGGUGGAGGAAAAAGAUGCUUUAAUUUCUCAGCUGUCUAGAGGGAAACAGGCUUUCACCCAGCAGAUUGAAGAAUUGAAGCGGCAGCUAGAAGAAGAGAUAAAGGCCAAGAGUGCCCUGGCCCACGCCCUGCAGUCCGCUCGCCACGACUGUGACUUGCUCAGGGAACAAUAUGAGGAGGAGCAGGAGGCCAAGGGGGAGCUGCAGAGAGCCCUGUCCAAGGCCAACAGCGAGGUGGCUCAGUGGAGAACCAAAUACGAGACAGACGCCAUUCAGCGCACGGAGGAGCUCGAGGAGGCCAAGAAGAAGCUGGCCCAACGUCUGCAGGAUGCAGAGGAACAGGUUGAGGCUGUCAAUGCCAAAUGUGCCUCCCUGGAAAAGACAAAGCAGAGGCUGCAGAAUGAAGUGGAGGACCUGAUGAUUGAUGUGGAGAGAUCCAAUGCUGCCUGUGCUGCUCUGGAUAAGAAGGAUGCUGAGCAGAAGCGCAGCGCUGAAGCCGUGAAGGGCGUGCGCAAGUACGAGCGGAGGGUGAAGGAACUGACCUACCAGUCUGAGGAAGAUAGGAAGAAUAUUCUCAGGCUGCAGGAUCUGGUGGACAAGCUGCAAAUGAAAGUGAAAUCCUACAAGAGACAAUCUGAGGAAGCUGAGCAGCUGUCCAAUGUGAACCUCUCCAAGUUCCGCAAGAUCCAGCACGAGCUGGAGGAAGCCGAGGAGCGGGCUGACAUUGCAGAGUCACAGGUCAACAAGCUCCGAGCCAAGAGCCGGGACUUCCAUAGGAGGAUAGAAGAGGAAGAAUGAGAAUGUCACAAGGCACAAAGUGUCCCGAGGACUGCACAAAAUGUGAACCUCUUGGUCACUUUCCUUCUGCCAUGAGUCUUUGUACCCACCUCAGUGUCUAGUGAAUAAAGACUGUAGUAGCUUCCUCUGCAUACAUGCUAUGAACAA